Metarhizium acridum CQMa 102 is the source of this 3228-nucleotide messenger RNA. RefSeq lists its product as uncharacterized. Gene Ontology annotation, molecular function: ATP-dependent chromatin remodeler activity; ATP binding. Lineage: Eukaryota; Fungi; Ascomycota; Sordariomycetes; Hypocreales; Clavicipitaceae. The record is from RefSeq and is a predicted model, not a curated record.
AUGAAAGUCGAAAAUGAAAACCAGAUCAUCGAGAUAUUGGAUAAUGAUCCAACGGGGUCUGAAAAUGAAAUUUCAACCGCUGAGGGAUCUUCCAGAGGCUCAAGAAAGCGCAGAGUUGAAGACAAUGACCUCUCGGAAAAGGUCCACUGGUCCGACAGCUCAGAUGGAGUGCCCGUGAAGCCAGCGAAGCGAAGGGCGAAGCGCAAGUCAAACGCAAAGAAUAAGAAAAAUCCAAAGCGUAAUGAUAGACAUGCCGCGAAAGAUGAGUUUGAUCUUGGGGACAUUCCGGACUACCUGCAAGAGAGACGUCGAAACUUUGAUGCAAAUAAGAAACAGUAUCACGAGGCGGCUCUCAUGCUACCCCCCGACUAUACCGACAUUGAUUUUCAUGAAUCCGGAAGAAUGGGAGAGCUGAAGGAAAGACCCGAGUUUGAUGUAAGAAGUGGUAUCAAGCCGUCUCGGCCGUACAGGGACAUUGAGCUACCCCAGUCCGCUGGGCUCAUCCCAGCACCUAUCGCUCAAUAUUUGCGAGACUAUCAGGUGGUUGGAGCCAAGUUUCUUCAUCGCAAGUUCGUUUUCCAAGAAGGAUGUAUUCUCGGCGACGACAUGGGUCUCGGUAAAACAGUCCAGGUAGCCGCAUUCCUGACAGCUGCAUUCGGCAAGACUGGCGACGAGCGGGAUGAUAAACGAAUGAGGGAGAUUCGGUUUUGCCCUGGUCGCUGGUAUCCCAGGAUCCUCGUCAUUUGUCCUGGGUCGCUUAUUAUCAAUUGGAAGAACGAGUUGAACAGAUGGGGAUGGUGGCACAUUGACAUAUAUCAUGGCACAAACAAGGACGACAUUAUGGGAACAGCACGAUCGGGGCUCCUCGAGAUCAUGAUUACGACCUACGACACGUACAAGAACAACCGGAGUUCUAUUAAUAUGGUGCCAUGGGAUGCUUGCAUUGCAGACGAAUGCCACCGACUCAAGGAUGGGUCGUCCGAAACGACCAAGGCAAUGAACGAAGUGAAUGCGCUUUGUCGUAUUGGGCUUACCGGAACCGCAAUUCAAAACAAGUAUGAGGAACUGUGGACACUUCUUGACUGGACAAACCCAGGGCAUUUCGGGGCCAAGUCGGAAUGGAUGCAGACCAUCAGCAAGCCUCUGACUGUUGGACAGUCCCACGAUGCAACUGUAGCCCAACUUAGUUUGGCCCGGCAAACCGCGAAGAAGCUCGUUCAGAAUCUCCUACCUCGCUACUUCUUACGGCGCAUGAAGACCCUAAUUGCAGAUCAGUUACCAAAGAAGACAGACAGAGUCGUCUUCUGCCCCCUCACGGACGUACAAGCCGAGGCAUACGAGAACUUCCUCAGCUGCCCUGAGAUCCAUCUUCUACGCAGCAUAUCAGAUCCAUGUCCACACGGCAGAAAGAAAGGCUGGUGCUGUCAAACCCGUCUCCCGGAUGGCAGACGAUGGCCCGCCAUCGUGUUUCCAGGCAUGAUUACGUUGCAAAAAUUAGCGAACCACCUCGCGCUGCUCACGCCGUCAACCACGGACAUCGAAAGCAAGCAUAAAAAGGAGCUGGAGACGCUGAAGCUCUGCCUUCCAAAUACAUGGAAGCCACUUUACGAACAAAGAGACCAGAUCAGAAAUCUUGUCAACCCCGAGUUCUGCGGCAAGUGGAAGGUCAUGAAGAAGCUGCUGAGGUUCUGGCACCAAAACGGCGAUAAGGUGCUUGUGUUCUCUCACAGCGUCCGGUUGCUCCGUAUCCUGCAGCACCUAUUCACGAGCACGAGCUACAACGUCAGCUACCUAGACGGAUCACUCAGCUACGAGGAGCGACAAGACGUCGUAGACACCUUCAACUCAGACCCCACCCAGUUUGUGUUUCUCAUCUCAACCAAGGCAGGGGGUGUGGGACUCAACAUCACAUCUGCCAACAAAGUAGUCAUUGUCGAUCCUCACUGGAACCCAUCAUACGACUUGCAAGCUCAAGACCGCGCGUAUCGAAUCGGCCAAACUCGUGAUGUCGAAGUUUUCCGCCUCAUUUCGCAGGGCACUGUAGAGGAAAUCGUCUACGCACGACAAGUGUACAAGCAACAACAGGCUAAUAUCGGAUACACCGCCUCAUCCGAACGCCGGUACUUCAAGGGCGUGCAGCAUGACGAGGACAGAAAGGGCGAAAUUUUCGGCCUAUCCAAUAUAUUCACGUACCACGGGACGUCCAGCCUCGUGAGAAACAUUGUGAAUAACACCAACAUAGCUGAGGCCAAAGCGGGCGUCGAUAUGGCAGACGUGGACAUGGAGCAGGCAGCCAAGGACGAAGAAGCGUUCGGUCCGCUGAAACAGGAAGAUGCGGGUGCUGAAGACGGCGGUGUGAGUCAACUAGCUGCAUUUCUUACUGCUGAGAACCAACAGCAGGUCCUUGAGUCCAAAAUAUCGGGCGCGCCCAAGAGCGACGCCAUCCAGGCAAUCUUGACGUCUGUUGGCGUAGAAUACACUCACGACAACUCUGAAGUUAUCGGCACGUCAAAGAUAGAGGAGCAGCUCUCGCGCCGAGCGGCCAUGCGAUCAUACACGGAUGGGGAUACGGAGGGACAGAAUGCCCUGUUUGCGGAUACCCAGGACGAAGACGAUCGCGACAUGCUACAUAACAUAUAUCGACCGCCAGAGGAUGUCUGUCUGCGGCAAUUCUGCUCAAUGGCCCAGGAAUUCGGAUUUAUCAAUGCUACGGAAUUUGCUCUUGUGGUCGAGAGUUGGUCGCAGGAAGCUAGGAGAAACUGCUUGGACACAUUUUAUAGGAGGAGAGAGGCGCAGUUGGAGGAGGCGGAGAAUUCGAGAACGGAAAGAGCGGUUGAGGCUGCUGCUGAGGCGGCGGUUGAGGAUGAGGAUGUCCAGUACCAUGUGAAAAGUGAUCAUGUGGCGCAGGUUAAAGAUGAAGACACUACGAAGAGCAAGACCAAGGAUAUAAAAAGGAUGGAGAAUGAUGAUAUAAGGGGCGAUAUGAAGGAUGAGAACAUCAAAACUGAAGGCGUCGCAUUGGGACACGUCAAGAGAGAGGACAUCAAGAACGAGAAUGUCAAGACUAUCGCCUUGAAGGAGGACGUUAAGCCUAAGGACGAAGGCGAACCGGGAGUUAAGCACCAGCCAGCCAACGUUCUUGAUGUGAAACCAAGAACGUUCAAGGUGGAGGGCGCGUCAAAACGAGAUUCAAUUUUUAUUUCCGAUGACGAUGAUGAUGAGCUAUAG